UCAGUUGGUGGGUACAUUUUAGGGAAGGUUUUGAGCCAGCCUGUUCUGGGUCCCAGGAAGGUUUGAGGCCCCCUGAAUCCUCAGCAUACAGCAGUGGGGGGCAGGGUGGGGAGUCAGAGACUACUUACUAUUUACCACAUGUGAAGGCUGGUCCCUGUGGCCUGAACUUACUGAGCACAUAGUAAGUGGGCAGCUUGUAUGAGUUCGUUGGCUGCUCACAGACUGAGGUGGACACAGCGAGGUUUUGCUGCCUGCCCGAGGUUCCCCAGAUGAGCAACAGAGCCCCUGCUCAGAGGCCUCAGUUGGAAUAUGCCUCUGCCCAGUCUCGUCGCCCCUCACAUCAUCUGACACUUUCACUCUUUCCCAGCCCCUGACAUGGUGAUGAGUGUAUUUUAAAACAUGCAUCUAGUUUUAAAUCCUUAGCUGACUAUUUAAACCAAAAAGUUGAAUAUCCUCACUAGAGCUCCAUAAACCUUCCUGUCUGAGUUGGGAACUAAGGUCAAAGGUCCUGACAUCCCUAAGCAGGAGAGGGAGUUAGAGAUUAUUGAAGUAUGGAACCGAAGAAACUGAGGUUUGGGGGAAGCAAAGCCUGGCCCAAGGUCACAGCUGGUGAUGCUGGCCUAUUGAUCAAGGGAAGAGCUGGGUGCAGACCUGAGGCAGGAGGUGAAUGUGGCAGUAAUGCUGGGCCCCAGAGGAUUUCUUGCUCCUGAUGCUGCACAUUUCCCUUCCCAAACCACAAACACCCAGCCUGCUGUGGUCACUGGGUGGGACAAAGGUCUAGAGAGGUGGCCUCAUCCUAGCUAACACUGUUGACUCUUUGGACACCAGACCUAGCAUUGCCUUUGGCUUCAGAGGACGCAGUGUUCUCCCCUCUUCUCUAUCAACAUCUUCUGAGCCCCUUCUGGGGACCAGGUGUCAUACCAGGCACCGGAGAUACAGCACAGACAGUGAGUGCACAGCAGAGUGCACUGGCUAGAGGGGAGACGGGCAUUAGCUGAGCCUUCCCGAGGCGCCACCACCAGCACGGCCAGGCCAGCAUGGUUGACCACUUGCUUCCAGUGGACGAGACCUUCUCGUCACCAAAGUGCCCCAUUGGUUUUCUGGGUGACAGGCUGGCCGGCCGGCAGAUAUACCACAUGCUGCCGUCGCCCCUCUCUGAGGAUGACAGCGACGCCUCCAGCCCCUGCUCCUGUGCCAGCCCUGACUCUCAAGCCCUCUGCUCCUGCUGUAGUGGAAGCCCAGGCAUCAAGGGCCAGGAUAGCAUCUUGGAUUUCCUGCUGUCCCACGCCACACUGGGCUGUGGUGGUGGCAGUGGGGGUAUUGGGGACAACAGUGGUCCUAUGACCUGGGGGGCCUGGCGGAGGGCCCCAGUGCCGAUAAAGGGGGAGCAUUGCUGCUUCCCUGAAUUUCCUUUGGGUGACACCAAUGAUGUCCCCAGGCCCUUCCAGCCCACCCUGGAGGAGAUUGAAGAGUUCCUGGAGGAGAAUAUGGAACCGGAAGUCAAUGAGGCACCGGAGAGCAACAGUAAGGACCUAGAGGCCUGUGGCCAGCUCUCCUCUGCACCACACCGGAACCACCUCCAUCCUGGUGCUGGAGGGAGAGAAUGCUGUACUCCACCACCAGGUGGCGCCAGUGUGGGUGGCACCCAGGUCCCAGGAGAGGGGCCUGUACCCGAAGGCCCCAUUCCAGUGCUGCUGCAGAUCCAGCCCGUACCUGUGAAGCAGGAAUCAGGCACAGGGCCCGCCUCUCCUGUGCAGGCCCCAGAGAAUGUCAAGGUUGCCCAGCUCCUGGUGAAUAUCCAGGGACAGACCUUCGCACUUGUGCCCCAGGUGGUGCCCUCCUCCAACUUGAACCUACCCUCAAAGUUCGUGCGCAUCGCCCCUGUACCCAUCGCUGCCAAGCCCAUUGGGUCAGGACCCCUGGGGUCUGGCCCUGGUGGCCUCCUUGUGGGCCAGAAGUUCCCCAAGAACCCAGCGGCAGAACUCAUCAAAAUGCACAAAUGUACUUUUCCUGGCUGCAGCAAGAUGUACACCAAAAGCAGCCACCUCAAGGCCCACUUGCGCCGGCAUACGGGUGAGAAGCCCUUCGCCUGCACUUGGCCAGGCUGCGGCUGGAGGUUCUCGAGGUCUGAUGAGCUGUCGCGGCACCGGCGCUCACACUCCGGCGUGAAGCCAUACCAGUGUCCCGUGUGCGAAAAGAAGUUCGCGCGGAGCGACCACCUCUCCAAGCACAUCAAGGUGCACCGCUUCCCGCGGAGCAGCCGGUCCGUGCGCGCCAUGACCUAAGCGUGCCCGCCAGGCCCAACCCCGCCCCCCGACCCCAGACCCAUUUUUUAAAAAAACAAUAAUUUAUUUGCCUCCUUCAGAGGGAUGUGGCAAUGUUACCAGCCCACCUUCUGCAACCCAGGAGGUGAGACCCCAGAGCCAUCACCCACUGCCUUUCCCGGGAGGAAUUCGAGCCGCGCACCUGCUUUCCUAGGGGCUGGGUGACCGGCGCCUAGGGCUGGAGGCAGGCUUCGGUGCCUUGUGCUUUCGUGCCUUCCCGCAGUAGCCCGGCCUGUGCCACAGCCACCAGCUGGAAGCAGGGUUUGGGGGCCUGGCCCCUUUCCCACUGGGCUCCUUGCCUGGGCCAAAGCCAAUACUUGAUGCCUGGGGAAGAACUGUGCAGUUUUGAAAUUCAGUUCCCAGAGGGAGCUGUGUUGGGAAGAAGGAAGUAGGCCAAAAGUCCAGGACUGCAGUGUGGAGUGAAGGCAGCUGGUGUCUAAGAUGUUCCCCGCAGAGGGUGCGGCAAGGCUCUUAUGGCCCCUGGCCCCUGGGGCCCAAGUGGGUGAGAGCCAGAAGCCUCUCUGCCUCCUGGGGCUGAUGGUGAAUGUGCUUGAGUUCAGUGUGCAAGACAGGCAGAACAAUGAGCAACCUUUCCCCAGCCUGGGCCAUCCGCAUCUUGUUUUCCAGACAAAAGCCAACACCAGCCUCUAAGUUCACCUUCCAGAGGAGAGGGGAGCAGACUGCUCUGGGUGUGAGAGAACUAGGUAGCGCCUCCCAACCCUGAUUUAGAAAUGCAUUCCUGAUUUUGUCUAGAAAUUAAUAUCAAACUAGCUUGUUUUGACAGGUUUAUUUCACAUCCUAUGAAUGUAUGUAAAUAAACUGUACAUAGGUACAUCUACAUAAAAUAUCUUUUAAUAACAUCGACAUUUAUGUAAAUUUGAAAUUUUAAAAUCUAUAAAGCUGGUGUACAUAUGUUACAAUUAUGUAUAUUUUAUUU
Molecule: messenger RNA, 3261 nt
Organism: Fukomys damarensis (Damara mole-rat)
Lineage: Eukaryota; Metazoa; Chordata; Mammalia; Rodentia; Bathyergidae
Gene: Klf15
Product: Kruppel like factor 15
Exons: 3
Coding region: 1038-2285 (415 amino acids)
Biological process (GO): regulation of transcription by RNA polymerase II
Molecular function (GO): DNA-binding transcription factor activity, RNA polymerase II-specific; RNA polymerase II cis-regulatory region sequence-specific DNA binding
Source: RefSeq, a predicted model, not a curated record